UUUGCCGGUCAGCAGGUGUUUAAACGAGACAAGCAGCCCAUCAAUUCGUGCGGCAAUUCAGACACACUGUCCUGCGACACACGUUAGCGAAACUUAAUCUGUUUUAACUCUUGAUGUCCUGCUUGCUCGAUGAAUUUAUCUGGUACUGAUUAUCAAUGCGGGACCCAAAGUGCUCAACUCUUUUUGGUAAUCUCAUUGCUAAUCAUCGCGUUCGUGGCGAACACCAUCCUCUGGACCAUCAUAGUUCGCUACAAAGCUCUGCGGACUAUCCCUAAUAUCUUGUUGGCAAAUCUAGUGAUCGUCGAUAUGUUGAGCGCCCUCGCCAAUUUGCCUCUUUUUAUGCUAGAUGUCGUAAUAUUCAAUGUGUGGUUUACUGGUCAACUGACGGCUUUCGCCACAGUCUUUGCGUACCUGCUUUUUAUCUUACUAAAGCUAUACUCGAUGGUGCUAAUGAUGUGUGAUCGAUAUGCGGCGAUAAGUCAGGGGAUGGCUUACAAACAGUGGAUCUCAAAGAGGAAAGCCCUUUCGGGGAUAUCGUGUGUGUGGCUUUCAGGGAUUACGAUAACUAGUUGUGCAAUGUUGCCCGUAUGGAGUGUUAACUUAGGGAGCAGCCUAGUGCAAGAAUAUCGGGCAAUCUACUUCACGAGGUCUAUCCGCUACUGUCUUCUAAGCAACCUACCUCUAUGUGUUGUGGUAAUAGCUGUGCUCUCGCUUGCAACAUACUGUAGUAUGCAUAGACAAGUUAGCCAGCUCCAAGAAACCCUAGAGCGACGCAUGCGCAAUGAAGCACGUGCUGCCACCACUAUCGUCAUUGUGUUGUUGGCUUACGUUAUCUGCUUUAUGCCAAGCAUUGUGUUCACGUUAGCCGUUAGGGAUCUGGGAACUAUCAAUCAAUGGCUCCUCUUCAUACCGCCUUACUUCGCAUUUCUCACAAGUGCGUUUGACCCAAUCAUGUUUAUUUGUCGCUCAAAGUCGCUACAGUCUGCCUGUGCGAGGCUUUUAAGGUUGCGGAGAAACUCAGUCAUGUGUUCAGGGAAUAGAUCAACGGCGACGCACAGUAAUGCCACAGGGCGGCUAUUCACGAUUCGCAGGGUGUACCACGACAGUGAGAAUCUGCGUAGCUUAGACUUGAGAUUUUAAUUCAAAUGAGUAGUAGGACGCUGAAGAGUCCACAAAUGUAAUACACCCACAAUUGUAAUAAAUUGUUGCCCACAAA
Messenger RNA from Nematostella vectensis (starlet sea anemone), 1216 nucleotides. Its product is annotated as rhodopsin. The transcript is spliced from 2 exons. Gene Ontology annotation, cellular component: membrane. Bases 130 to 1140 code for a protein of 336 amino acids. The record is from RefSeq and is a predicted model, not a curated record. Gene Ontology annotation, molecular function: G protein-coupled receptor activity. NCBI's taxonomy places the organism in Eukaryota, Metazoa, Cnidaria, Anthozoa, Actiniaria, Edwardsiidae. Gene Ontology annotation, biological process: G protein-coupled receptor signaling pathway.